This is a messenger RNA of Drosophila busckii, 1066 nucleotides long. RefSeq names its product zinc finger protein 330 homolog (gene Noa36). Bases 44 to 1012 code for a protein of 322 amino acids. Gene Ontology annotation, cellular component: nucleus. NCBI's taxonomy places the organism in Eukaryota, Metazoa, Arthropoda, Insecta, Diptera, Drosophilidae. The record is from RefSeq and is a predicted model, not a curated record. Gene Ontology annotation, molecular function: zinc ion binding. The transcript has a single exon.
UUCACUUGUUGUAUUUGUAAGUAAAUAUUACACAAAAGUCAAAAUGCCGAAAAAGAAAACGGGUCAGCGGAAAAAAGCAGAAAAGCAAAAGCUGCGUCUUAAGGAGAUUAGAGGACGUGAGGUACCUCUAGCUGAUCUACCAUGCAACGCACCAAUGGAUUGCGACAAGUGUGAGAAGAAGCAAAAGUCUCGUGCCUUCUGCUACUUUUGCCAGAGUGUCCAACGGUUGCCCAUUUGUGCGCAGUGUGGGAAGAUUAAAUGUAUGCUCAAGACAGGAGACUGUGUAGUAAAGCAUCCAGGAGUUUAUACCACUGGAUUUCCCGGCAUGGUUGGCGCAAUUUGCGAUUUUUGCGAAGCCUGGGUGUGCCAUGGACGCAAAUGUCUAACAUCUCAUGCGUGCACAUGUCCCUUGCAGAACGCUGUGUGCUUGGAGUGUGAGCGUGGCGUUUGGGAGCAUGGUGGACGAAUCUUUAAGUGUUCCUUCUGCAACGGUUUUCUGUGCGAAGAUGAUCAGUUUGAGCAUCAGGCAUCGUGCCAGGUGCUAGAGUCGGAGAACUACAAGUGCCAAUCGUGUAACAGGUUAGGCCAAUAUUCUUGCUUACGUUGCAAGACUUGCUAUUGCGAGGAUCAUGUGCGUCGCAAGGGAUUCAAAUACGACAAGAACAAGGCCAUUCCGUGCCCUAAGUGCAACUAUGAAACGUCGGUUACCAAGGACUUGAGUAUGUCCACCCGGUCGCACAAGUUUGGACGCCAGCAACAAGGCGGUGGCAGCGACGAGGAGGGUUACGGAGGCUACUAUGGUGGCUAUGGGGCCAGCAGCAGUGCUGGUUACACAUAUGAUGAUGAUGAUGACGAUGAUGCGAGCUAUGGUGAAGAAAGUGAUAGCGAUGACGACGACGAUGAUGAUGAUGAUGAUGAUGAAGAGGAGGAUGAGGAUGACAACGAUGCGGAGUCGAGUGGUGCAGAAGAGCACACCAAAGCGGAUGAUAAGGAUAAAAAGCAAACUACAUAAUCAUAAUCAUGUUCCAAGUUUGUUGAUGUAGCAAUGAAAUAAAUAAAAUUAUUA